AUGGAUUGGCUCUCUACCAAUCGCGUUCUUAUAAAUUGUCGAGAGAAGAAGCUGCUUUUUCCCAACACAGAGGAGCCUGAGUUGGUAUCUUCUCAGGGUGUUAUGAAGGAACUUCAUGACGACGCGCAGUGUUACAUGAUCUUCACACAUCUGGAGGUGGAUGGAGGAAAGAUGACGUCAGUAAUACCGGUUGUGCAGGAUUUUGAGGAUGUGCCAGGGUUACCUCCCCACAGAGAGGUAGAGUUCUCUAUCGAUCUAGUGCCAGGGAUAGGUCCAGUAUCGAUGGCUCCCUACCGCAUGGCUUCCGCGGAGUUGGUUGAAUUUAAGAAACAGAUAAAGGAACUGAAUGCGAAACAGUUUAUCCGACCUAGCACUUUGCCUUGGGGAGCGCCAGUGCUAACUCAGGAGGAGCAUGCAGAACACCUGAGGUUGGUGCUUGGUGUUUUGAGGGAGAAGUAA
Vigna unguiculata (cowpea) is the source of this 459-nucleotide messenger RNA. The record is from RefSeq and is a predicted model, not a curated record. Lineage: Eukaryota; Viridiplantae; Streptophyta; Magnoliopsida; Fabales; Fabaceae.